Molecule: messenger RNA, 4699 nt
Organism: Scophthalmus maximus (turbot)
Lineage: Eukaryota; Metazoa; Chordata; Actinopteri; Pleuronectiformes; Scophthalmidae
Product: alpha-2-macroglobulin
Exons: 37
Coding region: 65-4456 (1463 amino acids)
Cellular component (GO): extracellular region
Molecular function (GO): endopeptidase inhibitor activity
Source: RefSeq, a predicted model, not a curated record
CUCGGUGAAGCGGUACGAGGGGCUAUUUAACAGGCGCUGACUCUGAGGAUCAUCCUAGUCAGUCAUGGGUCUUCCUGGGAUUCGGGUGUGGACAUGGACACUGUGUGUUCUCUUGAGCUGGAUGUGUGUCGGCCGAGUGCUGGCAGGACCGCAGUACAUGGUAGCCAUCCCCUCUCUUCUUGAAGCUGGAGCUGAAACCAAAUUCUGCGUGAGUCUCCUGCAGCCUAACGAGACUCUGGACAUGACCAUCACUCUGUCGUCCGAAGAACAGAACACCACCACCCUUCUGAAAAAAACAACCUCUGAAGAGUUCCAUGAAUGCCUUCAGUUUCAGGUUCCUAUAGUGCAGAAUGAAAAGGUGUACACGUUCGAGGUGGAGGUGAAAGGUGACACAUUUUCCUCAAAAGAAGUCAGAAAAGUCAUGGCCAGAGUCUAUCAACCACUGACAUUCAUCCAAACAGAUAAACCAAUCUACCUCCCUGGACAAACAGUGCAUUUCAGAGUCGUCACACUUGACACCAAGUUGAGACCUGCAGAUCGGCUGUACAACAUAAUCGAACUUGAGGAUGCUGACGAUAACCGGGUUGCACAGUGGCUGAACCAGACAUCGGAUGGCAGCAUAUUGCAGCUGUCCUACUCCUUGAACUCUGAGGCCCGCGAAGGAACAUACCAAGUCAUCGUGACCGUUGGCGAGAUGAAAAUAUAUCACAAUUUCCAGGUGGAGAAAUAUGUUUUGCCCAAAUUCGACGUAAAAAUAACUACACUGGAUGUAGUAAGUAUCCAGCAGGAGGAAAUCGAAGCAGAAAUAUGUGCAAAGUACACGUAUGGACAUCCCGUGCCGGGCAGCGCUAAAGUUAAGAUGUGCCGACCCCUGAGUCGCUAUUAUGCCUCCCCCAUCAUCUUUACCCCUCUGAAUCCAGACGGCAUUCCCGACAUAGUAGCCCCAUGCUACGAGGAGACAAAAAAGACGGACAAGAGAGGCUGCGCCACUUUCAGCAUCAUGAUGUCAAAUUUCACAAAACUCGACCAGAAGAUACUGCAAGAUUACCUGGACCUGAGUGCCGAAGUGGAAGAGGAAGGGACAGGUAUUUCACACCCGCAAGGGAAGAGACAGCAGAUUUCCUACAUGAUCGGAAAGCUGUCGUUCUUUGACACACCCAAGAUUUAUGACAGCGGAUCAAAUGUGGAGGGAAAAGUGAAGGCGGUCCACUUCAACGACACACCCAUUCGGGACAUGCCCGUCUACCUGUUCGAGGGGGAAAGGUGGUCGUCACGGCGGCUGCGGAAUCUCACCACCGACAGCGACGGCGUCGCCGCGUUCUCAUUUAACACGAUCAACAUCACGGGGGACAUCAACAUAUUCGUAAGCACUACACCAGAACUGGGCUACUCCGGUUACAGGACUCCGUAUCACGAGACCGGCCAUCAUACAGUGUUCAUGGCCCAACUUUCUUCUCCUGACACCAAACCAGUCAGCGCUCUGGAGGUGCAGAAGAAGGAUAAGCCACUGGCCUGUGACACGGAAGUGGAGAUCUCCAUCAAAUACACAGUAGUUGGAGAGAAACAGGGCUCUGCGACCCUCAUGUACCUGGUCUUGUCCAGAGGAGCCAUUGUCAUGCAAGGAUUUGAGCUGGUUGAAGUUCAAGAUGAAACAGUGAUGGAAGGCAAGGUGUCCUUUAAGUUGAACGUGCAACCGGAAAUAGCACCAGGCGUCCAGGUCGUGGCUUACGCCGUCCUCCCCAGUGAGAAUGUGAUCGCCCACAAAGUGGACUUCUCUGUGGAGAAAUGCUUCAGUCACAAGGUGUCGCUGGAGUUUUCCCCAUCCUCACCCGUCCCGGGAGAUGAGACCACCAUGCAGCUCAAGGCCCAGCCAGGCUCUCUGUGUGGCGUGAGCGCUGUUGACCAGAGCGUACUCAUCAAGAGUCCAGGGAAGUCUCUGAAUGCAAACCAGAUAUACGACUUGUUGCCCGUCACCAAGGUGUCUUAUAUCCCAUAUGAGGUUUCUGAUCCAGUGGAAUGCUUGCACGUGAGACCAAGAAGAUAUAUUUUGCCACACACAAGUGAGAGAGAGGAUGCUCAUUCCGUUUUCCAGAGCGUUGGACUGAAGAUGGCAACAAACCUGUUUAUCCGAUUGCCUUCAUGCCUCAAGUUCAAAGGAAGAGAAUACCAAUAUAGCCACUAUGUUAUUGGUCUUAGAUACGACAGUGCUCCUGAAGUAGCCAGAAUGGAAACACGAGUAGUGGCAAUGUCAGGUUCAGCUGGUCCUGCUGGGGGAGGUCUUGCAUCCAAUUCUGAGGCUGCGCCAAUAGAGACAGUCCGUACUUUCUUCCCCGAGACUUGGAUAUGGGACCUGGUGGCAGUUGGAGCGUCUGGAACAAAGGAUGUGUCCCUCACUGUCCCAGACACCAUCACCACCUGGGAGACGGAGGCUUUCUGUUUGUCCCCGCAGGGUUUUGGCUUGGCUCCUCGCAAAGAAAUCACCGUAUUCCAGCCCUUCUUCCUCGAGCUCACGCUGCCCUACUCCAUCAUCCGGGGGGAGCACUUUGAACUGAAGGCAACUACCUUCAACUACAUGUCCAGCUGCAUCAUGGUCACUGUGACUCCGGAACCCUCCUCAGAUUACACCCUCACCCCCCUCUCUGGUGACCUGUACACAUCCUGUUUGUGUGGCAGCGAGCGACAGACCCUCAGUUGGACCAUGGCCCCUUCGGCCUUAGGGGUUAUGAAUGUGUCUGUGACUGCUGAGGCGGUGGCAUCCCACGCUUCGUGUGACAAUGAGAUCGUGAGCGUGCCGGACAGAGGCCGCAUCGACAAGGUCACACGUUCCCUGAUAGUAAAGGCUGAAGGAACCGAGAUGACAAAGACCCACAACCUGCUGCUCUGCCCGAAAGGAGAGGCUUUGACAGAGGAAGUAGAGCUGCAGCUCCCUAAGAAUGUGAUCAAUGGAUCGGCCCGUGCCUCUGUAUCAGUCCUGGGUGACAUCCUGGGCCGAGCCCUGAAAAACCUGGAUGGGCUGCUGAAGAUGCCGUAUGGAUGUGGGGAGCAGAACAUGGCGCUCCUGGCCCCAAACAUCUACAUCCUCCAGUACCUGAAAAACACGCAGCAGCUGACCCCGGCCAUCGUCCAGAAGGCUACCAACUUCCUGACCAGUGGCUACCAGAGACAGCUGAACUACAAAGACAGAGAAGGUGCCUACAGCACAUUUGGAUCAGGAGCGGGGAACACUUGGCUGACUGCCUUUGUGUUGAGAUCUUUCACCAAAGCACAGUCUUUCAUCUACAUUGACCCGACGAAAAUCGAAGAGUCUAAGCAUUGGCUGGAUCGUGAGCAACGCGAAAAUGGCUGUUUCAAAAAGUCGGGCCGACUUUUUAACAACAGAAUGAAGGGUGGUGUGUCGGAUGAAGUGACCCUCAGUGCUUACAUCACCGCUGCCUUCUUGGAAGUGAAUGCGUCCGUUGACGAUCCUGUGGUGAAGAAGAGCCUGUCCUGUCUCAGGGAGUCCACCGGCAACCUCAGCAACACCUACACUACAGCUCUGCUGGCCUACGUCUUCACCCUGGCAGGAGACAUGGAGACCCGCGCUCACCUUCUGCAGCACCUCGACACCGUUGGGCAAAUACAAGGGGGUUUCCUCCACUGGUCUCAGACGGCAGAAGACACGUCGGCCUCUCUGUCCGUGGAGAUCAGCUCCUAUGUGAUGCUGGCCAAACUCAGUGCCUCCCCCACAACUUCCGACCUGGGCUACGCCUCUCGCAUCGUCAGAUGGCUGACCACCCAGCAGAACUACUACGGAGGCUUCUCGUCCACACAGGACACAGUGGUGGCCCUCCAGGCUCUGGCCCUCUACUCCACUCUGGUGUUCAGCCCGGCGGGGUCGAGCGCCGUGACCGUCAAGUCGCCCAGCGGCACGCUGAAUUUCGAAGUGAACCAGAGCAACAAACUGCUCUACCAGGAGGAGACGCUGCAGGACGUGACGGGAACGUACGGCGUGGAGGUGAAGGGCACCACCUGCGCUUCGAUGCAGUUUUCUGUCCAAUACAACAUCCCGACCCCCGUCGACGUCACGACCUUCAGUGUUCAGGUCAGGCCGGAGGCCAGCUGCAACAGCAAUUCUCACAGACUCACCCUCGCGCUGACGUCUCAAUAUCUUGGAAAAGAGGAGAUCACAAACAUGGUGAUCCUGGACAUCAAAAUGCUUUCCGGUUUUGUGCCGGACCCGGAGUCUUUGAAGAAGCUCCGAGGUGCCCUGCUGGUGGACCGCGUUGAAGAAAAGGAAGAUCGUGUUCUGGUGUACAUUCGGGAGUUACCGACGGGCAUACCCAUCCACCACAGCUUGGUUCUGAUACAGGAGCACCUAGUGCAGAACAUGAAGCCAGCCGUGGUCAAGAUCUAUGAUUACUACCAGCCAAGUGACCAGACAGAGACAGAUUACACCUACCCUUGUGCUGCAGCCUGAAGAGAGAAGAGUGGUCAGUCCUCGGGUCGUCACUGUGACCAGUAUAUUUAAAAAGACACCUGCAUUUUAUUAAAGAUACAUUUUUGUUUUCCAUGUGGAGCCACAUGUCUGGUUGUGCACACGCACAAACGAGCAGUUAACACUUUGCGUAACAAACCGUCUAACUACUUUUGUAUUUGUCCAUGGUGAAAGUCGUGCAUAAUGGAGAAUGAAAUAAAGUGAUUUGAAUGUCCCACUAAAAAA